UAUUAUUAUUUAUCGAAUAGUGAUUGUAUAUCAGGAGUACCUAUCACCCCUAGCCUAGACAGUACUUGUCAGUAGAUUAAAUAAUGAAGGAUCGUCAAGGAGAUACGUCCUCAAAUAAAUGUGUAAAUGUAUGUACAUUUUUCACGUUUAUUAUUGUGGUAACAACAUUCGGGACGUUCUCGAUUCUUCAGUGGAAGGAAAUCAUCAAACUUAAUGAAAGAAUUACCCGGCUUGAGUUUGGUAGACUUGUAACUGUCCAAAAACGGAACCAGGAUAACUUGACGCCGUCAGAAAACAAUUUCAACGAUGUAUAUGAAAAGUUGAUGAAAGAAAUCUCCGAGAAACAGAAAGAUCUAUUGAGAAAUUAUUGUUCAAAUUCUUCAAAGAUAUGCUUACCAGGUGCUAUUGGUCCAAAAGGAGAAAAGGGCUCAAAGGGAGAUCCAGGUUCCUCUGGUGGAUGUGGUUCUAAACACAGAAUCGUUCGACGAGAUUUACAAGGUUUAUUUGGAACACAAUUUAAUGACGUUGCAGACACUUGUUGCAAUCACCUUGCUAAACCUAUGUUGACGGGACCAGCAGUUGUUGUAGUACCGGCAAAUAAAGGUGGCGAUGUUAUACUUCCUUGUAAACCGACUGGUUUACCACCAGCACAGAUAACCUGGUCACCUGCCCUUGACCCUAAGCACCAAGGGCGUUACAUACAAACAGUAGACGGGUUACUAAUUAGAUCAACGGAGUUUACAGAUUCUACUACUUUUACCUGUCAGGCUACAAAUAUCUUUGGAACAGUAAAUAAAAAAUUCAACCUCAUUGUGACCGAUCCAAUUAAGAUCAACAUAAACCCGUCACAAUCUCAGUUGAAUGCAAACCAAAAAGAAGAUCUAACCUGUAGCUUUUCUGGUGUUCCUCCACCAACAGUGAAAUGGUAUCACGUGACAUAUAACGGCCUAAGGGAAGUAAUAACUUCCGGUGUCACAACUGGAGCUCAGCAAAGUGUUUUACAUCUUGACAGUGUUGGCGCUUUGUCCGCUGGGCAGUAUAUAUGUGAGGUUGCAAACGGUUUCGAGAACAAAUCAGUAACAUCAAGUCUUAAUGUUAUAUCAAAACCUGUAAUCAUCGGUGGACCAAAUAACCAUUUAGUUAACAUUGGUACAACAUUAACACUUUAUUGUGACAAUAUCGCCAACCCUCCCGCUAGUGUGUCAUGGAAUUUCCCUAAGACAGGAAGUAUACCCCCUAAAACAGCACGAAUUAAUUCUGAUGGUUCCGUUACUUUGUUUCACGUGGAUUCAUUUAGUGAAGGAGAUUACACGUGCACUGCAACAAACAGUGUCGGCUCAACUACAGCAUCUGGCAGGUUAAGUAUAAAUGUGCCUUUUACUGUCACUGCAAGUCCACACAACAGACCAUUAGUCUCUGGUGAAUCGUUUCUACAACUUACAUGUGACUCUUCCGGUGGUGGGCAGACACAAUUCUCCUGGUCUAAAACAUACAGUCCUCCUUUAUCGGGUAAUCCUGGGAAAUAUCUGCUUGUUGGUGAUGGUUUGAUUGUAACAAGCGUUGAUUUAGCUACCGACACUGGUGUCUAUGUCUGCAAUGGUACAAAUGGAAAUAAACAAGGAUCAGACAAAGUAGUAUUGUAUAAAGAUAUGGGACAACUAAACUGCAGUACUACGUUUAAUGAUUGUGGUGUAGGGAUCAGUGGAGCCUGUGGUGGCACGUGUCCUGGAAGCUGUACAUCCGGGAACAUUUAUGGUUACUUCAGAUAUACAUUGAGUUCAUUAGUGUGUCUGGCGGGAAAACAUGCUGGAGCUGGAAAUAACAACAAAGUAAUCUGGACCGUAGAGCCAACAACUGAUACAUUUGAAGCUAAAUUAAGUAAUGGAAUUCAGAGUCAAUCAUUCGGUUUAGAUAUACAAGAGGCAGUAUUCUGGACCCAACAACAAACAGGAGUUCCAUCGCCGCUUGGAUAGCAGUUGUGAAACAAAUUAAACCAAUAAAAAGAUUGAAAAAAAAA
This is a messenger RNA of Mytilus trossulus (common blue mussel), 2017 nucleotides long. Its product is annotated as hemicentin-2-like. Gene Ontology annotation, biological process: homophilic cell-cell adhesion. NCBI's taxonomy places the organism in Eukaryota, Metazoa, Mollusca, Bivalvia, Mytilida, Mytilidae. The record is from RefSeq and is a predicted model, not a curated record. The transcript has 15 exons. Bases 84 to 1973 code for a protein of 629 amino acids. Gene Ontology annotation, cellular component: plasma membrane.